Molecule: messenger RNA, 1558 nt
Organism: Schistosoma mattheei
Lineage: Eukaryota; Metazoa; Platyhelminthes; Trematoda; Strigeidida; Schistosomatidae
Source: the annotation of a GenBank genome assembly
UAAUGAAGACACUCAGUUACUGAACUAAAAUAUUCCGUUCAAUAAUCAUUAUGCGAAUAUAUAUUCUCAGUUAUUUAUUCAGUUAUGUAAACUGUCGUUCAUGUUCAAGAAAACACAUAUUUCUUUGUAACAUUAUGCUUAUUAUAACUUGGCUAUUAGCUAUUCGGUUAUUGAUUACAUUUUAUAUGCAAGAGAAUUAUCAAUUAUUUCAUUAUCCUCCAAAUAUUAAUUUGUAUCAGAUUUAUGAAAAAGAAAAAUUACAAAUUAAUUCAAGUUUACCACCAUUAUGGAAAAUAACGUUUCCUGUAUCUUCUAAUUAUACAGAACAAUGUCUAAUUAAACAUUAUAAAUGCAAUAAUAAUAAUAAUGAUUCCUUAUUAUUUCAGUCGUCAAAAUGUCAAACUCUUGAUAUACUAUUAGUCAUUCGAUCACAUGUAAAUAAUUUCAAUCAACGAGAUGCUAUUCGUCAAACAUGGGGAAAUCAACAAUGUUAUGAAAAUUUUGGUGUGUUUAUUCGUAUUCUAUUUAUUUUAGGCAAACAAGACGACAAUAAUGAUAAUGUAUUAAAUUAUUUUAUACAAAAUAAAAAUAUUCAUUAUGACAAUAGUGUGGGUAACAUUGGAGUAUUACAAAUGUUACACUAUGAGCAUUUUAUACAUCGUGAUAUUAUACAAUUUGACUUUAUUGAUAAUGAUUCUAAUUUAUUGAAUAAAUGGAUUGGUAGUAUUGAUUUUAUUGUAAAAUAUUGUAUGAUUACUGAAAAAUCUUUUACUCUAUUUCUAGAUGAUGAUACUUUUUUACAUCCAAUAAAUUUAAUACAAUUAUUACGUCGUAUUACACUUAGUCAAUAUAGAAUUUAUGCAUCCGGUCAUGUAAAACGUAUCUCUUAUCCAGUACGUAUCCCGUUCUUGCCUAAAUAUAUGUCAUUAUCAAAUUAUCCAUUCUGUAUAAAUCCACCAUAUAUAAUUAGUGGAACAAUUAUAUUAAGUAUGCCUGUUGUUCAAUUAUUACGUGUUGGAUUUAAAUAUGUUACAAAUAUUCCAUAUGAUGAUAUCCUAUUAGGAAUGAUACUAUUAAAAUUUGGUAUUAGUCCUAUUCAUUUAAAAAAUAUUUACACAGAACAUAGUUUAGAUAAGCAAACCCUUAAACAAUUACAAUUUAUCAGUAUUCAUGGUUACAAAGAUCCUUCAAUGAUUCACUCGUUGUGGUCAACUUUAAAUAUGAAUUAUGCUUGUAAAAUAAAACUAAAGAACUAAUCAAAAAAUAUCUAAGAUAUUUUAUGCUCUUUUUUAUUCGUGAAGCUAUACAAACUGACAAAGUUUUUCUUAUUAUUUACUUUUAGCUAGUUCCGUGAUUAAAAGUGACAGAUGAACAAAUAACUUUUUAAUGAAGAUUAGUUUUUUAAUGCACUAUUUUAUGGGUUUAUAGUCCUUUCAUAUGUAUGGCAAACAUGAUAUCGGUUACUACUCAAUUCUAUAGAAAAUCAGUAGCGGGUCGAAUAGCUCAGUUGUGACGUCUCAGAUUGUGUACAACAAGGGGUAUGGAGAAAUAAUCAUCU